GAUUUGUUUGCUUACAUGUCAGGCUGCUAGGUUCUAACAACUUAUUUUUAAUAGUACAAGCUGGUAUGUAGGCCUAGUUGAAAAAGUUACAAUGUUAACAACAGACAGACAGACAGACAGACAGACUCGUGCUGCUCAGUAAUUGACACGAUCACAACAAAUAGAAGCGCGUGCAUGACCCCAGUGACCUUGUGACGACCUCGGUCAUGCACGGGCCAGGUGUUCUGUGGCCCAGACAGAAUGCAUUCCUGUCUGGAAUCUUUAGACGAUUCUCCUAUAAAUAGAUCGGUGUGAUGAUGGAGGACACACACCUGACUCAAGACGGAUACGAUGCAGUCCCCUUCUUUGACCGAACGCGAGAAGAGCCUCCCCGCAGCUGACGGCUGCUUCAUCAUGUGGCGAGACUAUAUGGAUCUCCGCAGGACUCUGUCGCAGCUUCUGGAGCAUCGGGAUGAAGCACGCGCCUCCGCUGAGGACGGGACACCCGGGGAGGGUCCGAUGAGAGCCGGCUCCACCAGCAGCGCCUCCAGCACCUCCGCCUCCUCCAGCCGUGACCUGCGCACCCCGCGAGACACCUGCGGAUUCUGCAGACAAAACGGAGAGACGGCGCUGGUUUACACGAGUCACAGGCUGAAGGCACGAGACGGACGGAUCCUCUGCCCGAUCCUGAGGAGCUACGUGUGCCCGUUCUGCGCCGCCACCGGGGACUGGGCGCACACGCGCCACUACUGUCCGCGGAGAAACACACCGGGGACCAGCAACAUGUGAAUCAAUGCACUCGCGCACUUCUGUUCACCUGAAGACUGUAAGCCUGUGUUCGAAGUAGCCUAUGUUGUGAAAAUAUGUUCAGAAAAAGUUGUUUGCAUGGUAAAGUUUGAAACGAGUUUUUAUGUUUUUUUUUUCAAAAUAAAAAUAUUUUUCUAGUGCACC
This is a messenger RNA of Carassius gibelio (silver crucian carp), 930 nucleotides long. Its product is annotated as nanos homolog 1. Gene Ontology annotation, molecular function: mRNA binding; zinc ion binding. The record is from RefSeq and is a predicted model, not a curated record. NCBI's taxonomy places the organism in Eukaryota, Metazoa, Chordata, Actinopteri, Cypriniformes, Cyprinidae. Bases 331 to 768 code for a protein of 145 amino acids. Gene Ontology annotation, biological process: negative regulation of translation; oogenesis. Gene Ontology annotation, cellular component: perinuclear region of cytoplasm. The transcript has a single exon.